AUGGCGAAAUCCAAUUUUUCUUGGUUAAAAAUUCUCACCAUCUUCAUUAUGCUCUUCAUUUUCAAUACAGAAGCAGCUAGAUCACCAUCUAAGAAGCAGAAGUUUGAAUCCAUGUUGUCCAUGGAAGUCCUAAGGCCAACGUCUCUCAGCUAUCUCAAUUCUGAUAUUUCUGAUAUUCUGCCAAUCUUUGUAGGAGACAUCUCGUAUGUAAACAACACGAUUACGUGGAGUGCUUUUUGCUUCCGACAGAACGAAGCUCGGUUGGAGUUCCACAAGCAUCCUGCCAGUAAGUAUGGCGGGUGGCACACUUCAUGUCAAGUUACUGGGAAUGCUAGCAGUCCUCUGGACUUGUCCUGUGCGGAUCUUUAUAUCUUUUCAACUCCAUUCGGUAUUAAACCCGAUUACUUUUUUAGACAUGGAGAGCAUAAAAUUGAGUUUGAAGAGUGGGAAGGAGAAGCUGAGUAUGAAUACGAGCAAAUGCGAGUUAACUUUGAGACACGUCCUCACCCUUGGGUUACCCCCAAUAGCAAUGCUGAUGAUAUUGAGUCUGGAGAUUUUCUUGCACUGUCAAAAAUUCGUGGGCAGUCUGGUGGUUUUGAGACUUUGGAGAAGUGGGUCACUGGAGCUUAUGCUGGUCACCCUGCUGUUUGCUUGACAAAUCCUGAUGGUAAAUUAUUUGUUGCAAAAUCAGGACCGCAUAAAUGA
Molecule: messenger RNA, 705 nt
Organism: Ricinus communis (castor bean)
Lineage: Eukaryota; Viridiplantae; Streptophyta; Magnoliopsida; Malpighiales; Euphorbiaceae
Exons: 3
Coding region: 1-705 (234 amino acids)
Source: RefSeq, a predicted model, not a curated record